AUGGUCCGAAUCACGACGUGGAAUGUCAACGGCAUCCGCAACCCGUUUGGCUACGAGCCAUGGCGCAAGAAUCGCACCUUCAGCGCCAUGUUCGACAUCCUUGAGACCGACAUCAUCAUCAUGCAGGAGCUGAAGAUUCAGCGCAAAGACCUGACCGAUGACAUGGUACUCGUGCCGGGCUGGGACUGCUACUUCAGCCUGCCCAAGCACAAAAAAGGAUACUCUGGCGUUGGAAUAUACACUCGUCAGUCCGCAUGCGCACCUGUCCGCGCCGAAGAAGGCCUCCUUGGUGUUCUCUGUCCACCCGGCUCAUCGACGCCCUACCGUGAGCGACCCGAAUCCGACAGCAUUGGAGGCUACCCGUCACUCGCUCGUAUUGAGGCCCUGGGAGUCGACCCAGCAGCCCUCGAUGCAGAAGGCCGAUGUCUUGUCCUCGAGUUUCCCGCAUUCGUGCUGUUUGGCGUCUACAGCCCUGCCAACAGCAACGGUCUACGAGAUAACUUCCGCUACGGAUUCCUUGACAUGCUGGAUACACGGAUACGCAACCUCACCAAGAUGGGCAAGAACGUCAUCUUGACCGGCGAUCUCAAUGUUUCACGCGACCUCAUCGACACAGCCAAAGCGGAGGACAACAUGAAAGCGGAAGGCAUGACCCACAGCGAGUAUCUCAGUACACCGAACCGUCGGAUAUUCAACCAGCUUCUGCUUAACGGCAUAGUACCGGGCGAGCGAGACGAGGACAGAGAAGAGCCGGUCUUGUACGAUCUGUGCCGCGAAUUUCACCCCCAUCGUGAGGGUAUGUACACACAUUGGGAACAGAAGAUCAACGCAAGACCAGGUAAUUUUGGCUCGCGCAUCGAUUUCGUGUUGUGUAGCAUCAGAAUCAAGGACUGGUUCCAGGAGUCAAAUAUCCAGGAAGGUUUAAUGGGCUCAGACCAUUGCCCGGUGUAUGCAGUGACCAAAGACAAGGUGCUGGGAAUGGGCAAUGCAACACACGAAGGUGCGGAUGACGAAGAGCACCACAUCCUCGAUAUCAUGAAUCCUCCUGGAAUGUUUAGAGAUGGAGUGCGAUUGAGGGAGUACAACGCAGCCAAAGACCUUCCCUCACUCUCAGGCAAGCUACUCACCGAAUUCAACAAACGACAGAACAUCCGUGACAUGUUCAGCAGAAAGCCUACUAUUCCGAAACCUAUGAACGCAUUCACAUUCUCGUCGCCCGACGCCACGUUGGAAGGGGCCGCGGAUAUCUCGGCAAAGCAAGGGGCAGACGAAGGAUCCGAAUCCAAACCGGCGGGAGCGACAAACGCUUUGUUUCCCGCAAAUGACCAGGUUGUAAACGCCACCAGCCCUCUCAACUCGCCUGAGAAGCGGCGCGCAUCUGCAUCUGCAUCGCCCGAUAACAGAUCGAUCAAGCGAUCCAAAGCUUCCAAUCCGGCCCCCAAUUACAAUGCAGCUUCGCUCGCCAAGGGUCAGCAGUCGCUGAAAGGAUUCUUCCAGUCACGCCCUAAAGCCCUAGGGCUAAAUCCUGGCGCAACCAAAAUGACCUCCUUCACAUCUGUGACAGCUGCCAACGGCGAUGCAAGUCUGAGCUCCUCGAAAAACAGAGCCGAUAUUGUCCCACCGCCAGCGGCCCCACAGGCAGCAUCCGCCAGUCAGACCACCAUAUCUCCAAUUUCGGCCUGUGAUCCCGGUGCGGCGCAGCAAGCCUCUAAGGAAGGUUGGACGAAGCUGUUCUCAAAGCGACCGCCGCCCAGAUGUGAAGGCCAUGCCGAGCCAUGCAUUACUCUCACGACCAAGAAACCUGGCGUCAACCGCGGGAGGCAGUUCUGGAUGUGUCCUAGACCGAUCGGCCCUUCUGGACAGAAAGAAUCGGGCACACAGUGGCGCUGCGGAACCUUCAUCUGGGCGAGCGAUUGGAAGGCAGGCGAUUGA
This is a messenger RNA of Ascochyta rabiei, 1932 nucleotides long. Its product is annotated as DNA-(apurinic or apyrimidinic site) lyase. Gene Ontology annotation, biological process: base-excision repair. Lineage: Eukaryota; Fungi; Ascomycota; Dothideomycetes; Pleosporales; Didymellaceae. The record is from RefSeq and is a predicted model, not a curated record. The transcript is spliced from 3 exons. Gene Ontology annotation, cellular component: nucleus. The coding region runs from base 1 to 1932 and encodes 643 amino acids. Gene Ontology annotation, molecular function: DNA binding; zinc ion binding; endonuclease activity.